CAGAGUGAAGGAAAUAUGUCUAAACCACUGAAGACCAUAUUUGUGAUGCCUGCUCUUCUAUACCAGACUUGGAUGUAUUGCAUUUUUGGCCAGAUCAUAACUGAUCAGAAUGAGAAGUUGGUGGACUCGGCCUUUGGAUGCGGAUGGACGGACACUGACUCUCGUUUCAAACGGAGUUUGGCGAUCGUCAUGAUGGCGGCUACACGACCUCUCAAGAUCAGAAUAGGCAAGACGUGUGACCUAUCCAGGGCACUUCUGCUUCAGGUUCUGAACGGAACGUAUGGGCUGCUGAAUAUGCUGUGCAAUUUUAAUACACCAGUCUAAGCAUGAAGAAAACUUAAAGAAACACAUUUUUUCCUGAUUACG
Molecule: messenger RNA, 366 nt
Organism: Schistocerca americana (American grasshopper)
Lineage: Eukaryota; Metazoa; Arthropoda; Insecta; Orthoptera; Acrididae
Product: odorant receptor 2a-like
Exons: 3
Coding region: 16-324 (102 amino acids)
Biological process (GO): sensory perception of smell; detection of chemical stimulus involved in sensory perception of smell
Cellular component (GO): plasma membrane
Molecular function (GO): odorant binding; olfactory receptor activity
Source: RefSeq, a predicted model, not a curated record